UAGCCGUGGAGGGAUGUUUUUCUUUACUGUGUUUCUGUUGAACGAGACGAGUUGACAUUUCCGUAAUUGUCAUCAUGGCUUAGGAAACAGUUAAUUUAACGUACACAAAACUAGAAUGCAAUAUGUCAGACACGAGACAAAAAAUUAUAAAAAAGUUUAAUGCCGAGUUGGGGUCCGAUUUAAAGGGACUUAAAAAAAUAUAUGAAUUUCACCAGUAUCUGAAUGUACAGAAGAAUGAAAUCGAAAAAUCGUUAUCAAUGGCAUCGUCCGAAGCUCCUUCAAAGGUGAAAGUGGUCAUUGAAAGCGUUGAAAGGACAAGCAUUGAGUUUGAACGAUUGCAGAAAUGCUCGGAGGAGUAUAGAAAUGAUGUGCAAAGGGUAACGAGCAACAAUGACAGCAACUUAGAUGUACAAAAAAAUGUUGAAACGAUAAGUUACUUGGACAAGUCAUUAGCGUACUUGAAUUUCAUAAAAUACGUUGAAAAUAUUAGUGAUGAAAUUCAAGUAGCAUUGGCUGCUGGCGACGACGAAACGACUAUUUCAUUGUAUACAAGUCUGACGGAUAUCAGUUGUCAGUUACAAUUGUCGUCUUGUCAACAUCUGGUCAAUUAUGUAAGGGAAACGCUUCACUUUUGGCACAACCUCGUCAAGGAUAAAUUAUCCAAGGAGUAUAACAACAUACUAAAGGCAUUGAAGUGGCCCUUCUGUGGCAAUAAUCCAUCCAAUUUGUUAAACACGUAUAUGCCGGAAACGUUAACUAAAUUUAAAAUACUUACAGAAUAUUUAUUCCAUUUACAAUUACCGGAAGACUUUGCUAAACCAGUGGUAACAUCAGUAUUAUUAACAGAUUUCACGCCUGUGAGUUUGCCAAUAUCGUUGAUGGUGCGACCGCUCAGACAAAGAUUUAUAUAUCACUUCACAGGUUCGAAGUUAACCAAUCGACAGGACAAACCGGAAUGGUUUUUCACCCAGAUAUUGACGUGGAUCAAAGAUCACGUACAAUGGGUGCAGAAAAAUGUUCAACCAGUCGCUAAUUCGAUAGGCUUCGAUCAUGUGGAUGCAAAGGUUGAAUUUAUGCAGGCUUUGGUGCAACUGGCAGUUGAAAAGCUUCAUUCGGAGUUGUCUAUAGUACAGUACGAUGAUGCUUUAUUUGCCCAUUUGGUGGACGAAGCACUGGGCUUUGAAAGAGAGCUGAGGGAUACGUUAUUUUAUCCACCAACACAGCCAGCCACUGUUUUCGUUCUCACUCAAGCUCAUAUUUUUGUCAAGUGGAUCAAUAUGGAAAAGAAAUAUGCUACGGAAAAAAUGGAUGCAAUUCUAAGUUCGAACACUGCUUGGGAAAAACUGUCCAACUCUGAUGCCGAUGAUAUGAAAGUAACUGAAUGCGCAGAUGCUUUCUUGACUCUUCUCACAACAAUUUCCGACAGAUACAAACAUUUGCCUCAACCAGGCCACAGGUUGCAAUUUCUGGAGUUGCAACUAGAAUUGAUCGAUGACUGGAGAAUAAGGUUGCUCCAACUAUUGCACGAAACUGACGACGAUCCUCUAACAUCUCUCAUGCCAUGUAUUCUUAAUACAUUAUACUAUGUAGCAACUGUCUUGGAAGAAUGGGGCGUCACCGUACACUUUUUGCAAUUGUACUUCUUCAAAAAGCAAUUCGAAGCAGUAGAGUCAGCUACGCUGGAAGGGAGCAACGCUACUGAAAAUGUGGGUGAAGUGGAAGGUUCUAUGUUCGACGAAGCUGUUGCGCUUUUGCGAAGGCUCGAAAAGGAAUUGAUUAAUGAAAUCAGCUAUUCUGUGGCUCUGGAUGUAAAAGCUAGGAGCAGAUCGUAUCGAACAGAUAAGUGGUUUGCAAUGCAGUCGGUGAAAGAAGUUGUUUCUCUGUCAGUUACACCCAGCGGAUAUUCCAUGUUCCAGGAACUGGCGACGCAGCUAAAUCUUCUUUACAACGCGCUGGCUUUACCACUGUUUAAUCAAGCUUGGAAGAGCCUGGCUUUGCAGUUUGAUCAAUUUCUUCUUGAAGAAGUUGUUCUGGUGAAUCAUUUCAAUGCAGGUGGAGCCGAACAACUAGAAUAUGACGUCUUCAGAAACCUGUUUCCAUUGUUCGGUUUGUACGUCAGCAAACCGGAAUCCUACUUUCCUCUGAUCAAAGAAGCUUGCAUUUUGUUAAACAUUCUAUUGGACUCGGCAAUGCUGUUGCUCAAAGCUCUGAACAAUAAUGACGAUAUUACGGGGAAAGAAAUCCUGGCGGACAUCGGGAUCCACAAAAUGAGCCCUGAACUCGCUUUGAAAGUGCUCGGAACCAGAACAGAUAUUAAUUAUGUAUAAAGAGGUUUUUUUUAGUGACUUGGGAUGUACUUUUGAAUAAUAACUCUA
Molecule: messenger RNA, 2375 nt
Organism: Colletes gigas
Lineage: Eukaryota; Metazoa; Arthropoda; Insecta; Hymenoptera; Colletidae
Gene: Rint1
Product: RAD50-interacting protein 1
Exons: 12
Coding region: 123-2327 (734 amino acids)
Biological process (GO): retrograde vesicle-mediated transport, Golgi to endoplasmic reticulum; endoplasmic reticulum to Golgi vesicle-mediated transport; regulation of ER to Golgi vesicle-mediated transport
Cellular component (GO): Dsl1/NZR complex
Source: RefSeq, a predicted model, not a curated record